UUUUCUGCAAGAACUUGCGCCCAAGAUGAGGUUUUAACAGUCUCGGUACCUGGCCAAUCUGCUGACCACUCCCUUCAAACUGUGUUCAAUAGCAAUGGUGGUGACACUUAUGCUUGGGCGUUCAAGGCUAUGUCCAAAGUUGUUAAGGUCACAUUUCACAACCUUGGGGUUCAGGAGGAUCCCGCUUGUGGGGCCCUACUGGAUGCUAUCGCAAUCAAGCAGAUACUUCCUAUCAAGUAUGUAAGGGGUAAGAUUUGUGAAAAUGGUGGGUUUGAAAUAAGCCCUCAUGUGUUUAUGAACUUCACAACCGGAAUCCCUCCCAAGGUAAAAGACAUGUACUCACCACUACCUGGAUGGAUCAUUGAGUCCUUGAAGCCUGUCAACUAUAAUGACAGUAAGCAUUUCUCAGUUCCGGGGGGACUUGCAACCAUCGAAUUGGUUGUAGGGAGAGAAAGUGCAAUUGCUCAAAUUAUUAGAACCGUCCCAAACAAAUUCUACAACCUUAUCUUCACCAUCGGAGAUGCAAAGAACAGUUGCUACAGAUCGAUGAUGGUGGAAGCCUUUGCUGGCAAGGAAACCCUAAAAGUUCCUUUUGUGUCUGAAGGAAAAGGUGGCUUCAAAACUGCAAUUCUCAAGUUCCAAGCAACUUCAUUCAGAACAAGAUUAACAUUUUACAGUGUCUACUAUCGCACAAAACUUGAUGACUAUGGGUGUAAGUUCGAAGGUUCUUCCAUUGUGCAAGGAAGAAUUUUAUCAGAAGAAGAAGAUUUUGGGCUGUUUUAUCCUGGGGACGAUGUGGUGUUUGGGAACUGCUUGCACACUUUGGACAGAGCCGCGAAACGUCUUAAAGAGAGCUUUUCAACAAUUUUAAGACAUAUUCAAUCUACCAUGCAUUAUAAGGCAAACUCUAUUUCUCAGGUAAAUCUUGUUGAAGAGCAACUGAUUGCAAUGAUAUCAGAAAUCAACGUAGUUGAUGGAUCCAAGGGAUGGUGGGUGGACACUGGCGCUUCUUGCCAUGUUUGCUAUGAUCAUUCCAUUUUCAAGACAUAUUCUGUAGCUGAGGGAAGGAAGGUGAUGUUGGGUGAUUCACACUCAACCGAUGUUGCUGGUACUGGAGAGUGA
Molecule: messenger RNA, 1122 nt
Organism: Pyrus x bretschneideri (Chinese white pear)
Lineage: Eukaryota; Viridiplantae; Streptophyta; Magnoliopsida; Rosales; Rosaceae
Exons: 4
Source: RefSeq, a predicted model, not a curated record